This is a messenger RNA of Jatropha curcas, 1530 nucleotides long. Its product is annotated as Pseudouridine synthase family protein. Lineage: Eukaryota; Viridiplantae; Streptophyta; Magnoliopsida; Malpighiales; Euphorbiaceae. The record is from RefSeq and is a predicted model, not a curated record. Gene Ontology annotation, molecular function: RNA binding; pseudouridine synthase activity. Gene Ontology annotation, biological process: enzyme-directed rRNA pseudouridine synthesis.
AUUGCUGUAUUUUGAUGUUUUCAACUCCCCAAAGCCAAAGCGCCUUUCGCCUCUUGCGAACCAAAACCAUAAACGACGUCGUAUAAAGCAACUAAUGUUGGUUGAUUGAAGAAGACGACAUGUCGCUUUAAGGCGUUUUUUUAUCCUACUAUCUGAGCUCCUCUGCCCGACUAACCGCCCGCCGCUUCUACAAAAUGAAGAGAAAGAGGGAAGAAGAAAACAGAAACGACAUGGAAAUUGUGUGGCAAACGCCAGCGAACCCACCGGAAAAACAAGACUACAUCAUUCGCGAUGGGAGGCGCCACGUGAGACCUUACCACUUCGAGUUCAUCUCUCAUGUUAAGAAUCGUUGGGCGGGAAAGACCAUAGUUGAUUUGUUUGCAGAAGAGUUCAAAGGCCGACCUUAUGAGUACUAUGUUAGUGCCGUCAAAUGUGGCCGGAUACAAGUUGAUGGAGAGAUGGUUCCCGUUUCCUACAUAGUUAAAUCAUCACAAAAGAUAAGCCACUUCGUACACAGGCAUGAACCGCCAGUGAUGGCUUUGGAUGUUUCUAUCCUACAAAACGAUCCAGAUGUUGUAACCGUCUGCAAGCCUGCUACUGUUCCUGUGCAUCCAUGUGGUCAAUAUCGUAAGAACACUAUUGUUGGCAUUCUUCAGGCUGAACAUUCUUUAGCACCUCUAUUUCCGGUUCAUCGACUAGAUCGGCUUGUGUCAGGACUCCUUAUCUUGGCUAGAAAUUCUGUGAAGGCUGACCUUUUUAGGCAAGAGAUUGAAGCUGGGAUGGUGCAGAAACAGUAUAUAGCAAAGGUCAUUGGGAUUUUUCCAGAGGAUGAGCAACUUGUCGACAUUAACAUAAAUUAUAAUGCUCGUGAAGGAAGGAGCAUGGCAGAGGUGGGUGACUCAUGUCGUGAUUCUCCCACAAAGGGGAAGGCUGCAUGUACCAAGUUUACCAGGAUUAGUACCAAUGGAACUCAUAGCAUUGUUUUGUGCAAACCGAUCACAGGCCGAACACAUCAAAUACGCGUGCAUUUGCAAUAUACAGGCCAUCCCAUAGCCAAUGACUUUCUUUACCUCUCUGAUCAUGCUACCACUCGUUCUGUUGAAGGAAUGAGUGCUGAUAGAGCUGCUCGUAUUUCAAGCUAUUGUCUAGCAUCCCAAUAUAAUUAUGAUAAAUGUGAAGAGAACUCCACAGAAGAUUUCGACGUUGAUCCUAUGUGUACUAACUGUCCUAAUUUGGCUCCAAAGGGAUAUGAUGUGUAUGAAGAGGGUUUAUGGUUACAUUGCGUGCGAUAUUCUGGACCUGGAUGGGUUUACGAUUGCCCCUACCCAGAUUGGGCAUCUCUGAGCUAAUCAUUUUCUCCUCUUCUCUCACUCUCUUUUUAUUUUUGUGAACAUUGGAGAAUGUAUUCAUUUUCUUUUCUUGAUAAAUUGAAACUGAAAUGAGCUAUAUGAGAGAGAGAGGCAACUCUUCUGACUUUUUGUAAUCUGUUUAAACUAAUUAGAAAAAGAUAAUAUAUUAGAUUUCACUUCA